AUGUUGCCACCAGAGAGGAAGAAGACGGUUAGAAGAGAUGCCAAAGAGAUCUAUAAAGGCCUCCAUAAGCCUUAUAUAAAGGGCACACCAUUAGACAACUUAUUCUCAGAUCUUGAACAGAAACUAGAAGGUUCCAUUGAUGAAAUCACCUUUGAUCAAUUGGUUUCUAAUUUCUUACCUCAAUCUACUAAUGUAUUCAACGACCGUUAUUUCUUGACAGAAACCCUAUUCAACCAAUUACUAGAGAUUCAAAGGUUGUCCAUGAUGGAAGCUUCAACUAAUAAGAAAGAUUUGAUCACUAUAUCUUUGCAUGAUAUCAAAACAUUUAGUAAAGUAGUUAAUAUCUUGAUAAUCCAUAGCAUUUAUCCUGUGUUGAAUGUCUUCAAAGUAGGCAUACCAUUAGGUAAGAGAAGAUUGAAAGAUUUCAAUAAACCAAUCAAAAUAGCCAAUCUAAUGAGGGAAAUCGAUGAAUCAAAUGAAUCUAAAACCCCAGAUAAUGACAAAUUCCUCAUGAUACAGAAUUUGGCCACACUUAUAUAUGACAAGUUCUAUGAAAUAUUCAAUAAGGAGUCUGAUGUUAAGACUCUCCUCACAAAAGGAACGGGAUAUUCUGAUUUCUUAACCAUUUCAAUCCUUUUGAUCACAUGUCCAUAUUUCCAGAACAGCACUAAAUAUGCUAGCGAUUUCGGUAUAAUAAUGAACUUGCCCAGUACUUUUGAACUAUUCCAGACAUUCUCCUUGUACUUAUCAUCACCAUCAGCUCCUUAUUUCAAGAAAUUCGUAUUGGACAAAUUAAAUACCCUUCAUUAUGAUGCUCCUAGGAAAGAUGGACUUCUUACCCUAAUUGAAUUCGUUCUAGGAUUAAGGGAACAUGAAGAGAUUAAUAUAGGGAAGUUCAAUAACGUAGCUUCUAUAGUACUUAAAAAACCGGCUUCCAUACCUACAGUUGAAUACUUCACCAAUAUUGGAAAUCAAAGUUAUGACCUAUUAGUUAAUAUCAAUCGUCCCUAUAUCACCAGUUGUGUGGGUCAUAUCAUUGAGACUUUAUGGAGAAAGAACAAACUUAUAGUGCAAGAUUUCUUCUUCAAAAGAAUCUGGACCAACUUGAAUCCAGAAACGGAAGUAAAUGGCACAUUCACAAGCGAAAAAGAUUUGAAUAACUCCGUGAAUGUCUUAAUUUCCUUGAUUAAGAAAGAUUUAUCCCCUGAAAUAACCCAGUUUCUUUUCAAACCUAUCUUGUUAUCCUUAUGGGGAUACUAUGUUUUCCUUAAAUCACUUGAUAAGUCAACAGAUGUGAUAGUGAACAUUUUUGUUAGUUAUUUCGUCACAGUGAAGAACAAUGAAGAUUUCGAUAGUGACCUCUUCGGAUUAGAUAGAAUCUGUAAGAACCUUAUCUUCGAGGAUUCCAAUUGGGAAUUCUCCUUAGGUGUUAAUGGCCUCCCUCAAAUAUCUAAAAAAGAGGUGAUACUUGAAAGUAAGGAGAAUAAAAUCAAUAACUUCAUCAUGAAAUUAGACAGAUCAUGUAAGGUAUUCCUUGACCUUCUCAAAGAACUUGAUGAUUCUUAUGUUGUUGGAAUAUUCAAGACAUUGUUGAAACGAUGGCUCAGAAUUGACGGGUCUGAUUUGAUAGAUGACGAGAAUCCUUUCUUCGUGUUAAUAGAUUUGAGAUUAAUCGAAUCUAUUGGUAAUGAGUUCAAAGAAGAUAUUGCCAAAACUCCUAUUGAAAUGUUACAAAUAGUAAAUGAUUUCUUAAAAGCUCAAGGUAACACGAGCAAGAAGUCUUUAAAUAAACUCAAAAUCGAAGAACCAGAUUCUGAUGAUGAUUCCGAUGAUGAGGAAACUGAUGUUAAUGUUCAAGCACUUCCUAUAUUAUUUGAACUUUUAUCAGCGAUAUUAACCGAGAUCGAUGAUGAUAUAUCUUCAGAUAUCAAGCCUGUUCUCCAGCUGAUUGUUACUAAUCUCGAUAAUUUUAUAAAGUCAGACAAUGCGAUCAUUAAAAGUAACAUCAAUGCAUGUACUUCAUUGAGUGACAGAAUCAAAUCCAUGCUUUCAGGCACUAUAACCACCUCCAAUAAACAAGACAAUGAUUCGAAAGUUUUGAAACGAGCUAUCACGAAUUUGAAUGAUCCGCUAGUUCCAAUUAGAGCUCAUGGGUUAUAUUUACUUAGACAGCUUAUCGAGACCAAUUCCAAAGUCAUUUCCUUAGAUUUUGUUAUUGAAUUACAUUUGAAUCAAUUGAAAGAUCCCGAACCUUUCAUUUAUCUCAAUGUCAUUAAAGGUUUGAUAUCCUUGACCACAUUAGAUGUAUCGACUGUCGGGAAGUUAUUAAGCAUAUACGUUGAAGAAAGUGAUGUUAAAUAUGACUUGGAUGAACGGUUGAAAAUUGGUGAAGUUUUGAUAAAUUUCAUUCAGAAUUCUAAUGAACUCUUCACAGGGACUAUGGCUGAUAAUUUAAUCAACGGAAUGGUAUCUAUGAUAAGAAGACACGAAGAUGAAUCUAAAAAUCAAGAUAAUCGUAUAAGAAUGUCAUCAAUGUCUAUCCUAGGUAUUUGCUGUAAAGUCAAUCCUUUAACUGUUGGUAAGUUCGUUGGAGACAUUUUAGAUUGUGCUUUUGGUAUACUUCAAUUGGAGACCGACAAAGACUCAAAUAUCAUGAGACGGUCAGCAGUUGUUUUGAUCAACGAUUUGACUUUUGGUUGUAUAGAUGGUGAUAUCGAAAUCCCCAUCGAAUCCCAAACCAAAAUAGUCACUGUGUUACAAUAUAUCUUUGAUAACGAUAAUGAUUUAUUGACUAGAGAACAAGCAAAGACAGUGUUGGAUGAUAUCAAAGCUGUUACAUUAACAUAA
Molecule: messenger RNA, 2847 nt
Organism: Yamadazyma jaroonii
Lineage: Eukaryota; Fungi; Ascomycota; Pichiomycetes; Serinales; Debaryomycetaceae
Source: the annotation of a GenBank genome assembly